Striga hermonthica is the source of this 1204-nucleotide messenger RNA. The record is from the annotation of a GenBank genome assembly. NCBI's taxonomy places the organism in Eukaryota, Viridiplantae, Streptophyta, Magnoliopsida, Lamiales, Orobanchaceae.
UUUGGAGAGGGAAUUAACCCCUUGGGAGCAAGAGUAUUUGGAGGAGAUGUACGAGCAAAAGGAGAAGUUCGAACGACAACUAAAGAUCGUGGAGGAGGUCAUCGAAGGAGAGCCCUUAUUUACAUUCGAUCUACCGGGCUAUGUUGAAGACAAGGCGGUCGAGUGUAAAGUCGACCAAUUCGAGCGCGAGGAACCGUUGUUCGCCGACGAGUUCACGGACGAGGAGAACCGAGAGAGAAAGUCGUACAAGCAGGAGACCGACGUUGAGUACACCAUGGUGAGUUCGGGUGAUUGGAGCAAAGCGUGCACGCAGGAAUGGCACGCGCAACACAUCGAGGUCAAGGAGGCGAUCUUGGUCGAGGUUGAAGAGGACCAUGGGUGGGAUGUGCGCAUGGUCGAAGAAAGAAUGCCCGAUGUGUGGAUGGUCGAGGAUGAAUCCUUGAGGACAAGGAAAGUCUCGAAGAGGCGGGGAAUGAUACGGAAGUGGAUUCCGGACCCCUGUGACAAGAAGGGCCGAGGGCCAAGAGGACUCAAGGAGGCUGAAAAAAGGGCCAAAACGACGCAUGCAUGGCCUAAAAGACAGGUACGAGCUCGUAUGCGAGACACUCACGCACAUGAAAAGCGGCGUGUACAAAGCAGUAGACAAGGGCGCGCACACGUGCACUGGCGUAGAUGCACAUGGCAUCUAGAGGCUAGACAAAGCGGCGCGCAGGGGGUGGAUGUUGGGUGGUUGAUGCGCGCAAGGGGCUGCGGCGAAUGGACAGCGAGUGCGUGUAGGCGCACGAGUGAGUGCGAGGGGUGGCCGGGCAAGCGGACCACGCUGGGCGUGUGCAGCAUGCACGGAGGUGGCAGGGACGCUCGGACGAUGGGUAGCGACGCGGGCGAUGGCCUAGACCGCGUAGGCAUAGGAGUACCGGACGACGACAGCGGGGCGCAAGGCAACACACGCGAGGAACAAUGCAAGAACAAGGGUGCAAGCCUAAUCCUCGUAGGAAUAGGCAAGGCGCGAAUACUAAUCCUCGCAGGAAUAGGAAAAGCAGUUGAGUGCCGGAACGCGCGUGGGAGAUCGGUGGCGGAAGUAAUCCUCGGAAGAUCAGAAAAUGUAACCGGGAUCAUAUUCCUAGUAGGAAUAGGAAUAGUGGAUAUGGGCUCGAAGCAUGGUCCUACAAGGAAUAGGAGUGGCGCAGCAGGCGCGCGAGACCUA